Manihot esculenta (cassava) is the source of this 1607-nucleotide messenger RNA. RefSeq names its product mitochondrial succinate-fumarate transporter 1. Gene Ontology annotation, biological process: succinate transport; transmembrane transport; fumarate transport. The record is from RefSeq and is a predicted model, not a curated record. NCBI's taxonomy places the organism in Eukaryota, Viridiplantae, Streptophyta, Magnoliopsida, Malpighiales, Euphorbiaceae. The transcript is spliced from 2 exons. Bases 183 to 1130 code for a protein of 315 amino acids.
AAAUAAUUUUGUCCCUUUAAAAUACCUUCCUCUCAUGGGCUGCCCAAAGAAAGAAAAAAAAAAAAAAAACAGCUAAAACCACAACCAAAACACACAAGUCUCGUUACAUAGUCAGAAGAAGGAGAGGAGCUCUCUUUAACUCUUCUUCUUCUUCGAAUCCGAAAGUUCACUCAAAACCGCCAAUGGAGGAAUCAAAUGAGCAGAAAGUCAAUCCAUAUCCAAAGAAAGCAUCGAUUCCGCCCUACAUGAAGGCGGUGUCGGGUUCGCUGGGCGGGAUCGUUGAGGCCAGUUGCUUGCAACCAAUUGAUGUUAUCAAGACCAGGUUGCAGCUUGAUCGGACUGGCACUUACAAGGGAAUUAUCCACUGCGGCACAACUGUCUCACGAACUGAAGGCGUGCGGGCUUUGUGGAAAGGUUUGACUCCUUUCGCUACCCACUUGACUUUGAAAUACGCGCUAAGAAUGGGAUCGAAUGCGGUGCUGCAGUCCGCGUUUAAGGACUCUGAGACCGGGAAACUUACCAAUCGUGGAAGAAUUCUCUCUGGGUUUGGUGCUGGAGUUCUUGAGGCCCUUGUUAUUGUUACGCCUUUUGAGGUGGUGAAAAUCAGACUACAGCAACAAAAAGGGUUGAGUCCUGAGCUCCUCAAGUACAAGGGUCCCAUACAUUGUGCUCGUAUGAUUGUCCGAGAAGAAGGCUUCCUUGGGCUCUGGGCAGGGGCUGCCCCAACUGUUAUGCGCAAUGGCACAAACCAGGCAGCCAUGUUUACUGCAAAAAAUGCUUUUGAUGUAUUACUGUGGAAGAAACAUGAAGGUGAUGGGAAAGUCCUCCAACCAUGGCAGUCCAUGAUAUCAGGAUUUCUAGCUGGAACAGCAGGUCCUGUUUGCACUGGACCGUUUGAUGUAGUCAAAACGAGGCUAAUGGCUCAGAGUAGAGAGGGGGGCAAUUUGAAGUACAAAGGCAUGAUCCACGCUAUCAGAACAAUAUAUGCUGAGGAAGGACUUCUUGCCUUGUGGAAAGGACUGUUGCCCCGGCUGAUGAGAAUCCCACCUGGCCAGGCUAUAAUGUGGGCUGUGGCUGACCAAAUUAUUGGUCUCUAUGAGAGAAGAUAUAUACACAACGCCUCCUUGUAGGUACUGUUUUAUGUUGUUUUGAUUGUUCUGGUCCCAGACCACCUAGUGAUUGACCUACUUAGACUUUGUGGGAUAGGUAAUAUGCUUCCAUUGAUUUGCUUGUUCUGGUUUUCAAGGCCAUUGCAAGAAUGCAAUAAUAAACUUCUUGUUGAGUUGGUUGUUUAGAAGACAUAAUGAAAUAUGAAAUGGAUGGGAAUGGUAACCCGAGGUUUCAUCCAAGCCUUUUCUUCAAAUUUGUCACAGUAAGAGGAUACGGUUGCGGCCUGCAGCUAAGGUUCUUUUAAUCUCGCCUUCUGCACCUUGUUGAUGGGGCAUGAUAUCAUGUUGUAAACAGCUUGUGUGGCGUCGCAGUCUUAGACAGGCACUCUAGUGUCAAGGCAUAAAAAGACUAAAAUUAAGUGUCCUAAUGCACUUUACAUAUAUGCCUCAUUGUUCUUCUGCCUUGAAUUCCUGUUGCUGUUAUCACUAGAUUUUUUG